AUGACGGCAGCACAAGAUCGCUCCUUUCUGCCAGUUAUACAUGCAACAGAUGACUUCCCGUAUGGUCCGGCUGCUGAUCAAUACUACGGGCUAUAUCUUCCCAAUGACGAUCGCCCUCAUGGAUACCUGUUGCCAGAGGUAGUGCAAAAGAUGCCAUGGACUUCGAAAUUUCAUAUCCAGCAUGAGCAUCCGCGCCGUGUCAGUGUCUUGGACUCUUCGAAUGGGACAAACACUGCAGAAGCCGUCAAUGCUGCUUUCCAGGAAGUCGUCACACCAGCCAUUGACCAAAGACUAUUCCACGUAUUCAAUGGUCAGCACAGUGAGCCCUUCGCGAUUGCAGGCGCCAGAUAUGACGGCCAGGUGAAGAUUGAACGCUUCGCCACGCCACUUUUCGGCAUCACUACGCGUGGCGCACACAUGAUCGCGUACACGAACACAGACAGCGGCAUGAAGCUGUGGAUCUCGAGAAGAGCCAAGCACCUGUAUAUCUGUCCAGACAUGCUAGACUCGACAGUGGCAGGCGGCGUAAAGUCAGGUGUACCACCGUUUCAAACCAUCAUCGAGGAGUCAGACGAAGAAGCUUCGCUGCCAGCAGACCUGAUCCAAAAAUUAGCCAAAUGCCGUGGCGUUGUCUCUCACAUGAGCACGACCGGGAGUCUCUUUCCUGGAGAAAAGGGUCUAGUAUGCCCUGACUACGUCUACGUGUAUGACAUUGAACUGCCAGCAGACGUGAUCCCAAGGCCGCACGACGAUGAAGUCAGCGCGUUCUACCUGAUGGACAUCAACAAGGUGCAGGAGGCUCUGCUUAGGGGCGACUUCAAGCCUGAUGCUGGUGCAGUCGUAGUCGAAUUCCUGAUCAGACAUGGCAUAAUCACUCCGGAGAAUGAGCCCAAUUUCGUGGAGAUCAAUAUGCGGCUUCACCGUCGGCUGCCGUUCAGGACUGGAUGA
This is a messenger RNA of Cercospora beticola, 948 nucleotides long. Its product is annotated as NUDIX hydrolase. NCBI's taxonomy places the organism in Eukaryota, Fungi, Ascomycota, Dothideomycetes, Mycosphaerellales, Mycosphaerellaceae. The record is from RefSeq and is a predicted model, not a curated record.